Messenger RNA from Haliotis rufescens (red abalone), 1303 nucleotides. RefSeq lists its product as uncharacterized. The transcript has 9 exons. The coding region runs from base 89 to 1237 and encodes 382 amino acids. Lineage: Eukaryota; Metazoa; Mollusca; Gastropoda; Lepetellida; Haliotidae. The record is from RefSeq and is a predicted model, not a curated record.
AGUUGCGUCACUAGUUCAUUACCAGCUGACUCUAGCCCAACUGACUUUCAUCACUCGAUGCUGACACGAUCAGACAUUCGGAAUCAACAUGACGAUGUUCGACAGCAGAUUUGUCGUAGUCCUCCUGGGUGUCAUUGCGCCAUUGCUGGGAUGCGGAACUCUCGAGAACGAGCUUGCCACAAUCUUAGGGCGGCUGCAGGCGGCUAAAGAAGACUUCAAGUGCAUCUUCAACAUCAGCGAUGAGCAGUGUCCAUGUUUGGAUGGCACGCCACUGAGUGGUAAUGAAACCAUAGCUGAUGUUGGCUGCUUUGAAGCUCAGCUCGAAGUCCUGACCAGGCUGUUAUGUGACCUUACCGUGGAGUUGGAAAAUGUGACCGAAUCGCAGCCAGAUACGUGUCCUCAUCUGGAAGGGUGUGCUAGUUUGGUCGCAGCCUGUUCAUGUUCUGACGUUGCUGUGGUGGACCCCGUCGGGACGAUCCAGCCAAGUCUUCAGGCCUCUGAAAAUGUCAGCGGGAUAGUAGUGGAUGGUUCCAUCGCUCUGUGUCCCGCGUAUACUAUCUACUACUUCAGCGAACAUCCGUUACACAUAGUAUGUUGGGUUAUCAACAGCACCGAGGAAACGGAAACUGUCAUCGCUAAUGAAACAAUCUUGGCCGAGGACACUGGAGUUGCGACUGGCAUUGCUUACCAUAACGACAAGGUGUUCAUCGCUCUAGACUACAGUGGUGUGCCCGAUGUUCUGCUGUCGGUUGACACUGUCGCCCCCUUCACGGUCACUCCACUUGCCACGUUGACCUGCAAGCCUGGGAAAGUCAGGAGCUAUGAAGGGCGGGUAUACUUCAGCGAUUGCAAGGCAGUGAGGAGCGUCACGCCAACAGGGGGAGAUGAACGCACAGAGAUGCAGUUUUCCCUCAGCAUCAAUUCGUUUGACUUCCUUGGCGAUGAUACCAUCGUCAUUUGUGAUGAGUUUGGUGGCCUGUGGCACUACAGCCCCGCCUCGAGGUGCUUCACGCUCAUUGACUGUAGAUCCUCCCCCUGCGCCGACGUCAAGCUCAACCAGUGCUCCUCCCUCGUCUACGUCGCCUACCCAGAUAACGCAGAGCUCGACGUGUUCGAGUCCACGUUGGUCGCGAAUGGGACGUUAGCGUACACAACGUCGGUUCCUGGUGCCUGCCCGACCAUCGAUUUCGAACCAAACUGCGCUCGGCCCAUCGAUGGGAACAACUUUUCCCCAUGAGCAGUGUACAGCUGUUAAAGGAAGGAAAUCAGUCGAAUCUGUAUUCAGUAAACCCUUUCAAUACGA